AAAUUACACAGAGGGUUCCAUCUGUUAUCUUAAACCUUUGUUCUCAAGUAGCACAGAGGAUACGCUGGAAAAUACACUUUGCUAAAGGUUUCAUCGGAGACUUAUUAUUUCCCCUCCCAAAUUGCUUGUAUGCCCUUUUAGGAUUAUAUAUGCCAGCCCAACAGAAGAAAGUUGUUUUUUGCAUAGCUGGCGUGUUGAGUUUUGCUUGUGCUCUGAGCAUUGCAGGAGCCAUAGGAACUCAGCUGUGGAUAAAGGGAAGAAUCCUCUGCAAAACUGGAGCCCUGCUUGUCAAUGCUACCGGACAAGAAUUAGAAAAGUUUAUUGGUGAAAUCCAGUAUGGGCUUUUCUAUGGAGAGAGAGUUAGACAAUGCGGGCUAGGAGGGAGACCUUUUCAGUUUUCAUUUUUUCCAGAUUUGUUCAAAAUUAUCCCUGCAAGUAUCCAUGUCAGUGUUAUCGUCUUCUGUAUGGUGUUCUUAGUGUUUGCCCUGAUUGGAACGGGGUUCUUCAUGUACAAUGCAUUUGGCAAGCCCUAUGAAACGCUGCACGGUCCAUUGGGACUGUACCUAUGGAGCUUCAUUUCUUUUUCUUGUGGUUGUCUUAUCAUGAUUCUCUUUUCAUCAGAAGUGAAAAUCCACCACCUUUCUGAGAAAAUAGCUAAUUACAAAGAAGGCGGCUUCAUAUUUAAGACUCACCGUGAGCAAUUCGCAAAUUCAUUUUGGAUCAUCCUGGUGUGCUCAUUGGUGCACUUUCUGAACAUUUUACUAAUACGCCUUGCUGGAUUUGAAUUCCCUUUUUCGAAAUCAAAAGAUUCAGAGACAGCAAAUGGAGCAGUUGAUCUAAUGUACUAGAUAUAUUUUGAAUUACAUUUAUUGG
Molecule: messenger RNA, 873 nt
Organism: Heteronotia binoei (common prickly gecko)
Lineage: Eukaryota; Metazoa; Chordata; Lepidosauria; Squamata; Gekkonidae
Gene: CLRN1
Product: clarin 1
Exons: 3
Coding region: 150-848 (232 amino acids)
Biological process (GO): sensory perception of sound; equilibrioception
Source: RefSeq, a predicted model, not a curated record